Messenger RNA from Saccharomyces kudriavzevii IFO 1802, 1263 nucleotides. RefSeq names its product argininosuccinate synthase (gene ARG1). Gene Ontology annotation, cellular component: cytoplasm. The coding region runs from base 1 to 1263 and encodes 420 amino acids. Gene Ontology annotation, molecular function: ATP binding; argininosuccinate synthase activity. Lineage: Eukaryota; Fungi; Ascomycota; Saccharomycetes; Saccharomycetales; Saccharomycetaceae. The record is from RefSeq and is a predicted model, not a curated record. The transcript has a single exon. Gene Ontology annotation, biological process: L-arginine biosynthetic process; urea cycle.
AUGUCCAAGGGAAAAGUUUGUUUGGCUUAUUCUGGUGGUUUAGAUACCUCCGUAAUUUUGGCUUGGUUGCUAGACGAGGGUUAUGAGGUUGUGGCCUUUAUGGCCAACGUGGGCCAAGAAGAAGAUUUCAAGGCCGCUGAGGAAAAGGCCCUGAAGAUCGGUGCUAGCAAGUUUGUUUGUGUCGACUGCCGUGAAGACUUCGUGAAGGACAUUUUGUUUCCGGCCGUACAGGUUAACGCUGUGUACGAAGACGUGUACCUAUUAGGUACCUCUUUGGCAAGACCAAUUAUUGCGAAGGCGCAAAUUGACGUCGCUAAACAAGAGGGCUGUUUCGCCGUCUCCCACGGUUGUACGGGUAAAGGUAACGAUCAAAUUAGAUUCGAGUUGUCCUUCUACGCUCUGAAGCCGGACGUCGAAUGCAUUACUCCAUGGAGAAUGCCUGAAUUUUUCGAAAGAUUUGCCGGCAGAAAGGAUUUGUUGGACUAUGCUGCGCAGAAGGGCAUCCCAGUCGCUCAAACAAAGUCCAAGCCAUGGUCUACCGAUGAAAACCAAGCCCAUAUCUCUUACGAGGCAGGUAUUUUGGAAGACCCAGAUACCACCCCACCAAAGGACAUGUGGAAGUUGAUCGUGGACCCAAUGGAUGCUCCAGAUCAACCACAAGACUUGACUAUUGACUUCGAAUGUGGUCUCCCAGUCAAGUUGACGUACACCGAUCGCGAGACCUCCAAGGAAGUUUCCGUUACCAAGCCCUUGGACGUUUUCUUGGCGGCGUCCAAUCUGGCAAGAGCCAAUGGUGUUGGGAGAAUCGAUAUCGUCGAAGAUCGCUACAUCAACCUGAAAUCCAGAGGUUGUUAUGAACAGGCCCCAUUGACCGUGUUGAGAAGGGCCCAUGUCGAUUUGGAAGGUUUGACCCUCGACAAAGAAGUCCGUCAAUUAAGAGACUCGUUUGUCACACCAAACUACUCAAGAUUGGUAUAUAACGGUUCCUACUUCACCCCAGAAUGUGAAUACAUCAGAUCCAUGAUUCAGCCUUCCCAAAAUACUGUCAACGGUACUGUCAGAGUUAGAUUGUAUAAGGGCAAUGUCAUCGUUUUGGGUAGAUCCACAAAGACUGAAAAGUUGUACGACUCAACGGAAUCCUCCAUGGAUGAAUUGACCGGGUUCUUACCUACUGACACCACUGGUUUCAUCGCCAUCCAGGCCAUCAGAAUUAAGAAAUAUGGUGAAUCUAAAAAGAGCAAAGGCGAGGAAUUGACCUUGUAA